UGACGAUGACGUAAUAUAAGGGCGCCCAGGUGCCAGCAGUUGCAGCUGAGCAGGGUGCGUGGCUGGACUCGCCCCUUUCACCGUCAGUGAGCGGUGGAAACGAUGUACGAAACAUAUAAGAAAAGGUUGUGAUUCCAGCAGGAAGGGCGAAACCUCUGGGGAUUAUGAGUCAGCACAUGCGGAGAAAUGAGGAUACCAAAAUUAGCCCUCGCCUUUUUUUUUCUCUUCUGUGUGGCGCUAUACGUGAUGUAUAUCAAAUGGCACAUUGAAGCUUUACCUCUCACAGACUCCAAAGACUACCUGAAAUUAAAAAAUGACCCAGAUAAUCUUUGCCAGCCCAUCUCGGAAGAAGAAGACAGCCGUCAUUUCCUGUAUGGAAUUAUGUUUGACGCUGGAAGUACAGGAACAAGGAUCCAUAUUUUUAAAUUUAAACAAAUGCCAAACGAUUCCCCAAAAUUGGAACAUGAAAUAUUUAAAGCUAUAAAACCUGGCCUAUCUGCUUUUGCGGAUGAUCCUGAAAAAUGCACUGCUGGAAUCGAGGAACUCUUGAUCACUGCGAAACAGACCAUUCCCUGUUCACGUUGGAAAAGCACUCCUUUAGUACUGAAAGCCACAGCCGGGCUUCGCUUGUUACCAGAUGAGAAAGCAGAAGACUUGCUCAACCAGGUGAGAAAUGUUUUCCAGAAAUCUCCAUUUCUAAACAAAGCUGACUGUGUUUCUAUCAUGGAUGGCACUGAUGAAGGUAUUUCUGCAUGGAUUACUGUGAACUUUUUAUUAGGCAGUUUGCAUGGCUCGCUGCAGAGAACUGUUGGCAUGCUUGAUUUGGGAGGAGGUUCUACGCAAAUAACAUUCUCUCCACAAGAUGAGAUGACCAUCCAAACCUCUCCAAUAGAUUACAUUACGUCUUUCCAGAUGUUUAAUAACACCCACACGCUGUAUUCACACAGUUAUCUCGGACUUGGUUUAAUGUCAGCAAGACUUGCCAUUUUAGGAGGAAUUGAAGGUCACCCUUUGGAAGAAGGAGAAGAACUGCAGAGUCCUUGCUUGGCUCCAGACUACAGAGGAGAAUGGGAGCAUGCUGAGGUGGUCUACACUCUGAGGGGUCAGAAAGCAGGAGAGCCCAUCUAUGAGUCCUGCUAUAAUAAAGUAGAGAAAAUGCUGUACAGGAAAGUGAAAAAUGCAGGCGAGGAGAAAGACUUGGACUUCUUUGCGUUUUCAUAUUAUUAUGACCGGGCCGUAGAUGCUGGUCUCAUUGAUGAACGUUCAGGAGGAGUCGUCAAAGUUGAAGAUUAUGAAAUGGCAGCUAAAAAAGUGUGCACAAGCAUGGAAACUAAACCAGGAGAGAAGCCAUUUCUGUGUCUCGAUCUGACCUACAUCUCCGUCUUACUGCAAGAGCUGGGCUUUCCGAAGGAGAAGGUCUUCAAGCUUGCCAGAAAGAUUAACGAUGUGGAGACCAGCUGGGCGCUUGGAGCCACCUUUCGUUAUAUUGAGUCACUUCAAAGGCAGCUCUGAAGACUUGAAUCAAAUGAAGAAGAUGAAGGAAGCUCCUUAGGUAAAAGAUACAAGCACACCAGUGGUGUCUCACUCUCUUUACUUUUGUGGUACUGUAUUACUCGGCUUAUGUUCUUCAUAUACAUGACAUUUAUUUAAGGAGGUGUUAAUGCAUCUGUGGGCACACCUGUUAAAGCUGGCCAGGGUUCUCUUUACUGGUGGCAGCUCCAAAGUGCCAAUACAUAUGGAUGUGAAAACUGAGGGUACUGUAAGUGGACAUACACUGAGGGAGGAGAAACCUUCUCCAGACAACUGUCAUUGUGUACAAUUGAGCGAUGCUUUUUAUGUCAUCUUAAAAGUGAUUUGGACAAUGUGACUAAAAAAAAAAAAAUACAGUAAACGUACUGUAGCCAGAGUGACGAGAAGUUCUAUUGCAGUUCAGUAUUGGUAUAUGUUUAAAAAUACCACGCUGUACACUUUCAGGUACAACAAAAGGUGGUCAUCCUUGUUUUAGGGCCCAUUCAUGCUGCAGCUUUGUAAAUUUCCAGCGUUUUAACAUUUUUCAAUCUUUAAUUCGCCCCUCCACUAUUUUCAGGAAACAUUUUACAGGUAAAAUUUAACUUCCGUCAUUUCCUUUCACCAUUUUGUGGGUUGACCAGAGUGUCUUCCGUGACUUUGUUUUUGUUCACCUGGAGAUCCCAGUACUCAGAGACAGUUUGUCGCCUCAGAUAUUUGUCACAUAUUGGGUUAAGAGUGGCUGAAAUAAAACUUAAACUUAUUAUUUCUACACGUUCAAAAAUGAAGCCUUUCAAAGGCAAACACUAAAGUUAUUAAACUUUAAGAGAGAUAAAAGAAUUCAAAGGUGUCAUCCUCAGAGCUGCAAGACAUAAGCACCCCGGCCGAGGAAAGAACUGCUUGUAGUAAAACAUCACGUCUGAAGGUUUUUAUUGGCGUGAGAGAGCAGAGCUGUGUGUGGCCACAUGUGGUCCGGCAUUUCCCCGACUCUUCGAAGCUCUGUCAAUGAAACCAGGAGUGCAGUGUGCUGCGUCACACCCUCCUCCUCCUCAGCAUGAAGUGACUCUCUAACACUGGCUGUGUGAGUCGCUAAAGGACGUCUGUGUUAAGUUGUUGUUGAACAGAAACAGUGCCGUCUAGCAAGUCUUUAACUUGCCUUUGUAGCAGAGCCUAAUCAGUCACCAAGGUGAACUUAAUAAGAGCGUUUCACCCACCCAUCUUAUUACCAGAUGCUCUUUUUCAGCAGUUGGUGAAUUCUGUUCCCUUGGCCACAAUUUAUGGUUUAUAUACAUAAGGGAGGUCUUCUUGGUCAUCAACAACCUGAGCCAGUGCUGCACCCUCACCAGUGUGACCUGAGGGGAUGCGGCUGCUUGACCAGCUCAAUGAAGCCCCCCCAAUCUCCAUGCUGUCAUGUGACAAGUUUAAAAGCCCCCUUUUCCAUUCCUGGCUCAUCCCAUAGGAGGAGGCAGUGCCUUGUGAUCCAAACAUGCCUCUUUUUUUUUUUACUACCAGAAUUUUAUAAGCCUCAUCUUUCAUAUCAAUGGAACUUGCCCAAAAACUGCUGCAGACAGAAGUUUGUUUAUAUAAAUAAAUCUAAACACUUAGAUGUGAAGAGUGUCAUAGAAAAUAAUGUCAGGGAACUUCACAAGUCAUUUCGAAGCAGCUAAAAAGGUUUAGGUGUGGUGUGAAUGGGCCCUAAAUCUGCACCAGCACAUAAGAUGCUUUGAUUUUAGUCUUAGCAGCCGUGUCAAGUCUGCCUAAUCAUUUCCAAGACAAGUUGGAUUUGUUCAGUCAUUUAUUUGUUCAUUGCUUUUCUGCUGUCCAUUGUUCACAUUGUCACUUUUAAUUUGUCCAAGCAAGCUUUUCAACAAAAAGGAACCAGGAUUGGAGUGUUUUACAUUUAGUCAUUCACUGUACUAGCCAAGCAGCUCAAUUACUUGAUCUAAUUGAAAAUGAUUUAAAGUUGUGGGGGGGUCAAUCAUAACAUACAAUACUGAGAUUGUAGUAGAAAUCUUAACUGAAUGCUGGCACCAGGGUUUCAUAAAACUCUAAAACUUAAAAAAGGUUUCUGGAUCUCCCUGUUUGAAAAUUAAGAGCCCAGAAACUUCCAUCAAUCAUCAUGUAGUGUGAGGUGGGGGUAUAUUUCUAGAUGUUUAUACAACAUUAUGAACUUGCAUGUAAUGAACUCUUUUUAUUGCUCAGGGUGGGGGUACACAGGUGGGAGCACCAAUCCCAUUGACAGCCAGCAUGGAAUGUACUGAAGGGAGAUAGUAAGUUGUGAGAAUAUAAUCCAUUUUUAUAUUAACAACUUCCAUUCAGUAUUUUACAUCUUUAUUAACUAACUCAUGGUGGCCUGAAUUUUUUAUAUAUAUAUGAUAUAUAAUUUGCAUAUGCGAUUCCUUCCCCCGUAAUAAGGAGAGGAAGGGAUUAUAAAGCUCCGGAGCAGUGCCUGUAUCCUGGGAAGUUUGUACAAAUGGUCCAUCUGUACAUCUAUUUAAUAAAAUGUCAUAUCCACAAAAACCCCUUGCCAUGAUUCAGGAUAUUUCAUAUGCUGUAAAACAGCCCUUUAAUGAUGAAUUUUAUUAAUUCCCACUUUAAAGCUGCUUUUGUCAUUUUAUUUUUCAAAUCACAUGCAUCACCAAGUCACUAUCAGUUAUCUACUUGCUGAUUUAGGAUUUUUUCCUCCUUUAUAAAAGUUACUUAAUAUGUAUUAACACUUUAAUGAAUAUGCUCUUGGCGUUGAGCCCUGCGAGCACCAGCUAUGGUCUCAAGGCUCCUCUCCCUCCAUAGGUGGUCUGAAUUGGGCUGGGUGGGCUCAUCCCACUAUUCUGACGUGUCUUUGGUCAGUAUAUCUGAAGUUACUAGCAUGCCUGUUGCCCUUCUCCUAUUCAACUGCAUGUGGAAGCCCUGCUUCAUGUUGUACUUCUAUUGACAGGCACUCGACUGUAGUCUGCCAAUUCAAAAUUCCUAUACAUUACACACUGGUAAAUAAAAUCGAUUCACACCCUAAUGAAAACUGAACUUGGUGUGAGAGAAAUUGGCUUUUUAAAAAAAUAAAUAAAUAAAUAGGGCCUGUUACCUGUGUGGCCCUCAGAGCUCCUGUGAACAUCCUCUCCAUAUUCUUACUUGUGUUCCAGUUUCAAAUCUUUUAUAUUUGCCACUCAAAACAUCUCACCAGACAGGCCACCUGUUCUUUAAAGGAUGAACACAUCUGUGGUGGUCCAUCAUCCCUGUACGUAAGGUGCAUUCAGAGAAACCAACUUCAUUUGAAAUUUGGCUCAAUUUUCCACUUGCCACAAAUGUAAGCCUUGUUCAUGCAGAGGAUGAAUAUAAUAAUAAUUCAUUACAUUUAUAUAGCGCUUUUCUCAGUACUCAAAGCGCUAUCCACACAGGGAGGAACCGGGAAGCGAACCCACACUCUUCCACAGUCUCCUUACUGCAAAGCAGCAGCACUACCACUGCGCCCUGUGAGUAUGAACUUGGACUUCAUAUCUGGGAUAAUAAAGAGGUUCAGUAUGGACAGCUAAUUAAAUUUGUGACAGCACAGCAUGCACACUUUUUUCCUGAGCUUGUCCACCAGCCUGCUGUUGUCAGUUAUGGUACAACUCCAUUGUAGCUUGUGUGCUUUCUUAAUUAGCACUAAUGCCACAGUAUGUUGCCUCCACAAUAAAGAGUGGGCACAGCCUGGCACCGUUUUACUAAUGAACUGAAAAUACUAAAUCAUUGCAUUUUAAUAGUUAGGUUAGCAUAUGAGAUAACCACAGUAUAAUAAUAUGGCCACACUUCACUACCAGCUUCAUUUAUAUAUGAAACCCAAUGCAAGAUGUCAUACUUGUUUGAGGGAUUGUGGCAGCUAAAAAGUACCACCAUGUAUUACCAGUGCACUGCUAUGGUUUUGUAUUAAAGCAGCAAUAAGCUUUUGCUGAUGAAAAAAUUGGAACUGGAAACAUAAAAACCUUAACACUAAAUUUAAAAAUGUCCUACAGGAAACACUGCCUCAAGUUUUAUUAGUCCUUAAAACACAAUGCAGCUUUACUCUUAAUGCAGUUGAGAUAGAACACGUAACAAGCCCUUUAAAAACGAUGAUCAACGAGGACUGCUCUUCUGUAUAAACCGGCAGGUGGGGCGCUCAAGUUUGAACUGUGCUUCGUGAAUAAAGAGCCAAUGAGCAAACAAACGGAUGUCUAAACACACAAACUGUGAAUUUUGUACUUCGUUUAUGCUGAAUCUUUGUAUUGCAUAUUUCAAUUAAAUGUUUAAAAGCAAAAAACCAAUGUUGUACAUUUGGCCAUUAAAGUGAAAAUUCUUACCUUGUUUCAAAGUGUCAAUGCUGUACUUGUCCAGACAAGUG
Molecule: messenger RNA, 5857 nt
Organism: Erpetoichthys calabaricus (reedfish)
Lineage: Eukaryota; Metazoa; Chordata; Cladistia; Polypteriformes; Polypteridae
Gene: entpd6
Product: ectonucleoside triphosphate diphosphohydrolase 6
Exons: 14
Coding region: 187-1512 (441 amino acids)
Biological process (GO): nucleoside diphosphate catabolic process
Cellular component (GO): Golgi apparatus; membrane
Molecular function (GO): GDP phosphatase activity; UDP phosphatase activity
Source: RefSeq, a predicted model, not a curated record